Molecule: messenger RNA, 625 nt
Organism: Schistocerca serialis cubense
Lineage: Eukaryota; Metazoa; Arthropoda; Insecta; Orthoptera; Acrididae
Product: larval/pupal rigid cuticle protein 66-like
Exons: 4
Coding region: 43-465 (140 amino acids)
Cellular component (GO): extracellular matrix
Source: RefSeq, a predicted model, not a curated record
GUGAAGUGAACCGCACAGCAGGGACAACAGACAGACACGACAAUGCUUCGCAGUCAGAUGGUGUUCGCGCUGCUGGUGCUGGCGGCGGCCGCUAGAUGGCAGGAGGUGCUGUGCGGCGGGCACGCGCACUCUUACGUCCACCAAUCAGCGCCUGUCGUGGGCCCGGGGCAUCCCGUAGAGGUCGACCAUGGACAUGGACAUGGACACAGCGUCGACUACGUGGCGUACCCGAAGUACGAGUUUGAGUACGGGGUGUCUGACGGGCACUCAGGGGACCACCACUCCCAGAAGGAGCACCGCGACGGAGACGUCGUGACGGGCGAGUACUCGCUCAAGGAGGCGGACGGCAGCGUGCGCACCGUCAAGUACCACGCCGACAAGUCCGGCUUCCACCCCGUCGUACACCACUCGCACCACGGCGUCAGCGCUGGAGCUGGAGGCUACGAAGGCGAUUAUGGAUACUGAAUACGGCUCACCAGAUCGAUUCGACAACUAGUUAAUGGCUGUGAGGACUGUACAAAGAUGCUCAUCACUUCACUAAUGACACAAAUCUGCAUGUUAAAAUGUUUAAGAUUAGUUGUUUUCUUGUUUUUGAACAGUGAAUCGUUUUGUAUUCUUAAUAAAU